ACCCAGUCCUUCAACAGGGGGCGGUCGGAGGAGCGUCUUUCUGCCUCUGCAGCUCCGCCAUUAAAACACCGUGGAGGAGGAAGAAGAGGCGAAGGGAGCAUUUUAGCUCAGGUAGAAACGCCCCUUUCAACUCAGGAAGACCCCCCAGGGUCUUCAGACUACUGGGGUCCUCAGGCAAUUGCAGCUCUUUUGUCACCAAGCAAAUUUCAUCAGACCUGAACCUUCCUCUCUGAGAGCUCCUUGGACUAAACAUCUCUCUGUUUCCAUCAAUAUCAAGAACUGGUAAGAGUCUUCCUUCCCCCUAGAACCAACCAGCAAAAAAGUUUAUCGCUAGCUUUUUAGCUCAAGAGUUGGAAUGAAGAUGAUAGAGCAAAAAUUUGCAGGCACUGAACCUAAAGGGGGAUCAGAAGGAGCAACAAAGCCUAUCAGAGCAGUUUCUUCUGAAUAUACAACCAAGCAGUCAGGCUGUGGAGCAUCUGAAGACUGCAAAGGGGGGCCUGGCAAGGGGAGGCAAGAGCGAUGGGAAGCCCAGUGGCAGCAGUUCCUGAAGACCCUGCAGCCCCUUCACCCAGAAGGGGGAAGCCCCCCAGAGACGCCUGAGUCUGCCCCCUGGGAAGACGCCAACGCCUUUCUGGCCUCCUUUGAGCAAGUGGCCAAAGCCUGCCGCUGGCCCAGAGGAGAGUGGGUGGCCCGGCUCCUCCCUGCGCUGAGCGGGGAAGCAGACGAGGCCUUCCAGAGCCUGGAAGCCGGAGACAGAGAGGAUUAUGGGAAGGUGAAGGCGGCCAUCUUGCGAGGGGCCGCCCUGAGGACGGAGGCUGAGCGCCAACACUUCCGGCAGUUCUGCUGCCAGCAGGUGGAAGACCCCCGGAGGAUCCACCUGCAGCUGCAGGAUCUCUGCCACCGGUGGCUGAAGCCAGAGAGACGCAGCAAAGAGCAGAUCCUGGAGCUGCUGGUCCUGGAGCAGUUCCUGGCCAGCCUCCCGCCAGAGCUGCAGAGCUGGAUCCGAGCAGGAGGACCGGAGUCGUGUUCACAGGCGGUGGCCCUGGCGGAGGAGUUCCUGAUGGACAGCCAGCAAGACUUGGCCGAGGCUGCAGAGUGGCAGGAUGCGUGCGUGGAUUCCGUGGAUGCAGAGGAGGUGCCAUCGGACGUUGCUCAAGGACGGAUCUACAAAGACAGAGAUGGGGAAAUCAGUUUGCUAGGUGGCGACAUCAAAAGCUCAAGUAAUUCCAGUUUGUUGCUUCCUCCUGAAGGACGGGAGAUGGCUGAAGUGGUCCUGAGCGAGGUGAGCUUUGGAGACCACAGCAUUGCUUCCCGGGGCCGGGGUCUCAGUGUGCAAGUAGAGGAGGGACUGCCAAAUUCCAAGGAGACAGGCGUGCCUUUGCCCAUGUUUGAAAGGACUCCAACACAGCCACGCCAACAGACUAUAUUCUGGCAAGUCCUGCCAGAGGACAAUGGAAAUGUCCUGAGUUUUGGUGAACAAAAGAGAUGCUGGAUCAAGAGGGAAACGUCUCAGCGGGGAGAGACUUUGCCAGAGGACAUACACAGGGCAUGCGCAGAAGUACCUCAGUGGGAUUUUCCUCUGACGUCUGAAACUCACGAGCAGCGAUGUGAGGGGAAAGGGCGACAGAGGAAGCCAGUGGAGAGAGAGGGAGAACGCAGCGAGCGCACAGAAGUUAUUCCAGGUGAACAAGACAGGUGCUGGAUGAAGAUGGAGAAAUCCCAGUUGGGAGAGAAUUUGCUGAAAGAAAUGCACAGGGAGUUAGCGGGAGAAUUCCUACGGGAUAUUUCGGCUGUGACACCUGGAAUUCCUGAGGAGAAAAAUAAUUCCAAAGGGCAACGGGAGAAGCAGCCAGUGAAGAGAGAAACACAGUGCCUCUCAGGAGUUAUUGCAGUCUCUGUUAGCGAAGCCACAGCAGUGGCCACAGACAGUGGAAAGCCCUGCAGGAGAAAAUAUAAGUCAGAGAACCCUUUUGAGUGCCCCACAUCAGCGAGAGACAGCCACUCGGUAUGUUGCCUUGAGAAACUACAAGGAACACUUAGGGGGGAGAAACAAAAUGCCUUGCCUGCAUGUGGGGAAAAUCUAUGUGGGAGAGAGGAAUUCGUUGGACACCAGGACAGCCGCACAGAAGAGAGCUCCCACGAAUGCCCCGACGAUGAGAAACGCUUCAGACAUAGACAUCGGAACAAGAAUUCAGGAAGGAAACCCCACGAAUGUUCUGUGUGCAGGAAAAACUUCAGCUUCAGAGCAGAGUUAGCAAGACAUCAUAGAAUCCAUACGGGAGAGAAACCAUACGGAUGUUCUCAGUGUGGGAGAAGCUUCCGGCAGAGAACGCACUUAGUUAGGCACCAGAGCAUCCAUACUGGGGAACUGUUCCAAUGCACCGAAUGUGGGAAGGGCUUUUCCCAGAGAGAUAGAUAG
Molecule: messenger RNA, 2419 nt
Organism: Podarcis raffonei (Aeolian wall lizard)
Lineage: Eukaryota; Metazoa; Chordata; Lepidosauria; Squamata; Lacertidae
Product: zinc finger protein 394-like
Exons: 7
Coding region: 356-2419 (687 amino acids)
Biological process (GO): regulation of transcription by RNA polymerase II
Molecular function (GO): DNA-binding transcription factor activity, RNA polymerase II-specific; RNA polymerase II cis-regulatory region sequence-specific DNA binding
Source: RefSeq, a predicted model, not a curated record